GCAUCUCCUGUCAAAGUACCCACCAUCGCACCGGUCGAGGCAGUGUCCUGUCUUUGGAUCACAGUCGGAACAGUGCUGAUUGUCAUUGCACGGUGCAGCUGCAACAUGAAACGUUUCAAAGAUUGAGACAGUGAAAAUAGUGAAGACACAAUGCGGAAUGGGCUUUACCAUCCACCAGGUCAUUUUUCUACUGGUCUGUGAACUACACACAAUAGACGGGCAAUCGAGUGUCUGUCCUCCAUCUGUACCUGAAGAGUAUUGUGACAGCAACUGUCCUCCACACUGUGCCCUUCUUGAGGAUAAGCACUCAUUCUGUGACAAAAAAACAAGAGAGUGUUUGGUUGGGUGUAAACCUGGCUGGUACGGUUCAAGUUGUCAGCAUUCCUGUAGCAAGAACUGCUUCGCCAGAACAUGUAACCAACAUAAUGGGUAUUGCACAUUCACCUGUCCAGCCCACUACAACGGAGAUUUUUGUGAAGAACACAUAAUCAAGGCUACAGAGUCAACAAAAACUUAUUUACUUCUACUUCUCGGAUAUCCGGUCCUCAUAUUUCCAACCGUCGUUUUCAUGGUGCUUUAUUGUCGACAAAGGAGCGAACUAUUGCGUUUGAAACGACGGAGACGCCAAAUACACUGAUGGGUGGGACAGAGAAGUCACAGAAGAAAAGUGAAUACCUUUUCAGUCUUCUUUUGGUCAUCAUCACUCCACUAUUUGCCAAUGAAUGUCCACAAUGUCUACACAACGACUGUGACAGCACUGGACUAUGUAUUAAAGGAUGUAAAACGGGAUUUGCAGAUAAGUAUUGUCAGUAUGUUUGCCCGGAAACAUGUCAACAGUCCAGAUGUGAAGUGGGUGCUACGGGUGCGGUCGUGUGUAGUUUAGGUUGCAUAGAUGGAUACCACGGUCCAUGGUGUAACAUCCCCUGUGCAGAUGGGUAUAAACAUUGCUCUCUAAGUCAAAGUAACGGUUCAAGUGAAUGCAAGACUAAUCGGUAUGGGAAUCACUGCCAGCAUUCGUGUGAAGAUACAUGUAGGGGGUUUGCUUGUGAUGACCAAGGGUUGUGCUUGUCGACUUGUACUGGCGGCAGAUUUGGAGCAAACUGCAGCCUAACUUGCAGAGAACAUCAACAGUCAUGCCAACAGAACAGCGGACACUGUGUGGCAUGUAACUAUGGAUACUACGGUGAUGUCUGUGAGAAGGCAUGUCCCAGUUGUUUACCUGUCUGGGAAGACAAGGUUCAGAGAUGCAAACCCGGAUGCACCAUAUGCACCGAGGAAGAUAAAGAAAACACAGGCACACCUACAUUUUAUUGGGAACAAGAGGCGCGGGUAGUCACCACCGUUUCGCUAGCCAUCUCUGCUGUCUCGUUAAUUCAGCUGUCUAUAAUAUGUGUAUACCUAUUAAGACGAAACUGUGGAACAACCAGCAGGAGUGACGAAUAUAAAAACACAGAUAUAAGAUACCGUCAUUGGGAGUCUAAAAGUGAAGAUACUCCUGGUGAAAAUGAGUCGAUGCUCAACCAAAUAGAUUAACAACACGAAACAGCUACCACCAUAAUGGAAACCGACUCAUAAUGGAAACCGUUAUCUACUCCUCUUGAAAAAUGUUUCAAGGUUUCUUGAAGUUCUUGAGUUAUCCUAUGUUCAUUGCCAUUCAGCUUGUUUUGUUUUCAUCACAUGGUUUUAUUUGUGUUUUCUGAGUUCAUAAUUUAAUUUUAUUCAUUAAUUGUAUACUAUUGUUUUAAAAUGUUGUAUUAAUCAUUGGGAAGUUCUGAUUUUGACAAUCGUCAAUUCUGUUGGAAUGUUGGGAUGUACGUGUUUAUCAUUCUCUGCGGAAACUGUGAUUUUUUCGUUGACAGAAAUAUAAUAUUAACCUAUGCAAAACUUCAGUGGUUAUUGGUGAAAUCUCCAUAUUGAACUGGAAAAUGUAUUGUUAAAAUUUUAAAUAACAGGUAUUCCAUGUGUAAUAUAGUUUUGUAUAAUGCUUGCUAUGCUUGUCAGACUUUUAAUAUUAUGGCAAUUAAAUAAAAACAACAUAAUUAUAAACUAAAUCUCUAAAAUUGUUUACUGCUGUUUGUUGUAAUUGCUAAUUGGUUACUCCUGCUCUAUAUUGAAAAUAUUAAAAUGCACUUCUUUAAUUCACUACUUAAACAUAUGUUGCCUUACUAUUUUAUGUAAACGGGCGAUAAAUGUAAGAAAUCACAACAUAAAUAUAGUAUGCGCCUGUGUUCAUUAUCUCAAAACACACAAUUCAACGACGUUUGAUCCAAAACUUGAGAAAUACCACAAUUCUACAGACGUUCGCAAUGUAAGAAUUGUAGAAAAGUGACGUCACAUUUUAACAAAAGUAUCCUAUGGCGUCACAGGUUCAGACGGUCGGUCAGAGGUUUUGGAUCCACUUAUGUAUUUAAAAUAAUGACCCUCCCCUAAUGCUGGUCAUAUUUUUGGAUGAACCUCACCAUGCCCUUGAACAUUUUGUUCACUAUCCUACCUUUAUGUGUGUAUUAUUUUUUGUUUUAACCCUCUCUUAGAGGGUCAUAUUACUUUUAACCAAACUUAGAACAGAACUGUAUAAUUGUAUUUAAUUUUGCUCUGUUUAACCAGAUUGAGUUUUGUGGCUCUCUAGCUUGUUUUGUUUUCCCGCAGUUGAUUAUUCGUUUAUUGGUAGUAAGUUAUCUUAUUGAUCAAAGGGCUUUAUUUAUCACUCAUAUCCUAGUGAAAUUUGGUUCAUAGUUUUAUGCUGACCUUAAUAAAUAAAUUUGAAUGGACUGGAAAAUAAACUGCCGUGCAACAUGGAACAAACAAGAGAUGGUUAUUUGUUUAACAGGGGUAUUAUAGUUGUGUUUUGGACUUUAAGUUGGCAGUGUUUUGGCGACUGUUUUCGGCCAAGUAAAGUUUGAUAACGUUAGUCAUCUUAGGGCCAAAUCCAAUUUUCAAGUGUAUGCUUUCUUUUGCCCGCCAGUUUAAAAUAUAUUUAUGUGGGGUAGUUGGGGUUCGAAGCCUUGUUCCAAUAUUUGUUGUUGUUCGCUUAUCUAUAUGAAUAAAGAGAUCUGGUAGCUCA
Messenger RNA from Haliotis rufescens (red abalone), 3061 nucleotides. Its product is annotated as scavenger receptor class F member 1-like. Lineage: Eukaryota; Metazoa; Mollusca; Gastropoda; Lepetellida; Haliotidae. The record is from RefSeq and is a predicted model, not a curated record. Bases 637 to 1533 code for a protein of 298 amino acids. The transcript is spliced from 14 exons.